Molecule: messenger RNA, 5450 nt
Organism: Amphiprion ocellaris (clown anemonefish)
Lineage: Eukaryota; Metazoa; Chordata; Actinopteri; Pomacentridae
Gene: pcdh10a
Product: protocadherin 10a
Exons: 5
Coding region: 569-3685 (1038 amino acids)
Biological process (GO): homophilic cell-cell adhesion
Cellular component (GO): plasma membrane
Molecular function (GO): calcium ion binding
Source: RefSeq, a predicted model, not a curated record
UCGCACUCGCCUUACAGAAGCCGAGCCGAGAACAUCAUCCGCUUUGAGCGCUUAGGCGCAGUGAUUACAUCUUCACAGAGAAAGAUAGAAAGUCUUGUUAUUCGCCAGCCUGCUUUUUAAUUUCUUCAGAAGUUGUAUUUGUUGCUGACUUCCGCCGUGCGUAAAUAGGAGUUUUUUUUUUCUUUCUGUUUCUGCUCGUGUGGAUUUUUCUAUUUUGUUUUGUUACUUUUCUAUGAAGAAGGGGCAGUCUGUUCUGUGCACAGGGAGUGUUGGCUAUGCGUCCUGGCUCCAGCCUGCAAUGUUUGCGCUGACGCCAAAACUCACAGACCGGUGCAGAAUUGAUUAAAACAGAGAAGCUCGGAUCAAAUGGCUGUGCUUCUCACAGCUGAAACGACACAAUGUUCCACUGACCUGAGGAAGAGGAGAGGAAUUUCAGAGUCGGACAGCCUUGUUGCUGUUUAUUUCACUGCCUUUUUACGGACAGAGGAAAUGGGAAAUGCUCAUUUCUUGUAAGAAAAAGGAGUAAUACUUUUCACCUUCUAAGUGCACUUGGACAGAAGCAGAGGAGAUGAUUUGGUUAAUAUUCCUGCUCUCCAUCCUGGAUGGAGCUGUCUCUCAGCUACACUACUCCGUGCCAGAGGAGCAGGAGCCUGGCUCUGUGGUUGGGAAUAUUGCAGAGGAUUUGGGGCUGGACAUUACCAAACUUUCUGCUCGUCGCUUCCAGACGGUGCCUAGUUCACGGACACCUUAUCUGGAGAUGAACCUGGAGAACGGUGCGCUCGUGGUGAAGGAGAAAAUUGACCGGGAAGAAAUCUGUAAGCAGACCAUCCCGUGCCUAUUGCACCUGGAGGUGUUUCUGGAGAACCCGUUGGAGCUCUUUCGCGUGGAGAUUGAGGUAAUGGAUAUCAACGACAAUCCACCCAGCUUUCCGGAGACGGACAUUUCCGUGGAAAUAUCGGAGAGCGCGAUUCCCGGGACGCGUUUCCCGGUGGAGAACGCCUUCGACCCGGACGUUGGCACAAACGCGCUCAGCACAUAUGCCAUAACGAAUAACAACUAUUUUUACCUUGACGUGCAGACACAGAGCGACGGGAACAAGUUCGCGGAGCUGGUGCUGGAGAAGCCGCUGGACAGAGAGCAGCAGGCGGUGCACCGCUAUGUGCUGACGGCCGUGGAUGGGGGCAUCCCACAGCGGACCGGGACGGCUCUCCUGGUCGUUAAAGUUCUGGACUCUAAUGACAACGCGCCCACCUUUGACCAGUCUGUGUACACGGUGAACCUGCGGGAAAACGCCCCCGUGGGCACUCUGGUCAUUCAGCUCAACGCCACGGACGUUGACGAGGGACAAAACGGGGAAAUAGUUUAUUCUUUCAGCAGUCACAACACCCCGCGGAUAAAGGACUUAUUCAAUAUUGAUGCCAGAACGGGCAGGGUAGAGGUGGCUGGUGAGGUGGACUAUGAAGAGAGCAACACGCACCAGAUUUACGUUCAGGCGAAAGAUAUGGGGGCUAAUGCGGUCCCCGCGCACUGCAAAGUGCUGGUCAAACUCGUGGACGUGAACGACAACACACCGGAGAUCGGUUUCAGCACUGUGACUGAAUCUGUGAGCGAGCAGGACGCCCCGGGCACCGUGAUCGCACUUUUUAGCGUCUCAGACCGGGACUCCGGUGAGAAUGGGCAAAUGAGCUGUGAGAUUCUGGGAGACGUUCCUUUCAGGCUGAAAUCGUCUUUUAAAAACUACUACACCAUCGUGACGGACGGACCGCUGGACAGAGAGAACACAGACUCAUACACCAUCACUGUGGUGGCCAAAGAUAAAGGUCAGCCUUCACUCGCUACCAGCAAGUCUAUUAAAGUGCACGUCUCCGAUGAGAAUGACAAUGCGCCCCGUUUUACGCAGGCUGUUUAUGAUGUGUAUGUGACUGAGAAUAAUGUGCCCGGUGCUUUCAUUCACGCUGUGAGUGCUUUGGACCCUGAUAUCGGACAGAAUGCUCUUAUUACCUACUCCAUAUUGGAGUGUGACAUACAGGGCAUGUCUGUGGACACAUAUGUGUCCAUAAACCAAGACACUGGCUACCUUUACGCGCUGCGCUCUUUUGAUUACGAGCAGCUGAAGGAGUUUAGCUUCAUGGUCCAGGCGAAAGACUCGGGUGCUGCGGAGCUCUUCUCUAAUGCUACUGUAAAUGUGAUCAUAGUUGACCAAAAUGACAACGCUCCUACUGUAAUAGCCCCUAUCGGGAAAAAUGGCACAGCCAAAGAGCACCUGCCGCGCUCUGCGGAGCCUGGUUACCUGGUGACGCGCAUCGUGGCCAUGGAUGCGGAUGAUGGUGAGAACGCACGGCUGUCCUACAGCAUUCUGCGAGGGAACGAGAUGGGGAUGUUCCGUAUGGACUGGAGGACUGGAGAGCUGAGGACAGCCCGCAGGGUCUCUCCCAAGCGGGACCCGCAGGGCUACUACGACCUACUGAUCGAAGUGAGGGACCACGGGCAGCCGCCUCUCUCCUCGUCCGCGAGUGUGAGCGUAAUAUUGGUGGACAGCGUGAUCGAAGGCCGCAGCGGGGAUCGCGGCUCGGCCUCCAAGGCAAAGGAGACCUCCCUUGACCUCACCCUCAUUCUAAUAAUCGCCCUGGGCUCCGUUUCCUUUAUCUUCCUCCUCGCCAUGAUCGUGCUGGCCGUGCGCUGCCAAAAGGACAAGAAGCUCAACCUGUACACGUGCCUGCUCGCCGGUGACUGCUGCCUGUGCUGCGGCUCGUGCUGCAGCAGGCAGGGUCGCGGCCGCAAACAGAAGAAGCUGAGCAAAUCCGACAUCAUGUUAGUUCAGAGCACCAACGUUACGUCUGGAGUGGGGCCCGUGGGGCAAGUGCCCGUGGAGGAGUCUGGUGUGGGCGGCGUGGGAGGGGGUUUCGGCUCCCACCACCACCAGAACCAGAACUCCUACUGCUACCAGGUGUGUCUGACACCGGAGUCCGCCAAAACGGAUCUGAUGUUCCUCAAACCGUGCAGCCCCUCUCGCAGCACUGACACGGAUCACACCAACCCCUGCGGCGCCAUAGUCACGGGUUACAGUGACCAACAGCCAGACAUCAUAUCUAACGGCAGUAUUCUCUCUAAUGAGACAAAACACCAACGAGCAGAACUCAGCUAUCUGGUGGACAGACCCAGACGUGUCAACAGUUCGGCAUUCCAAGAAGCAGACAUUGUCAGCUCCAAAGACAGCGGUCAUGGCGACAGCGAACAGGGCGACAGUGACCACGAUGCCACAAACCGGGGUCACUCAGCUGGAGCUGAUCUGUUCUCCAACUGCACGGAAGAGUGUAAGGCCCUGGGUCACUCUGACCGCUGCUGGAUGCCGUCUUUCGUGCCGUCUGAUGGGCGCCAGGGACCGGACUACCGCAGCAAUCUGCACGUCCCUGGCAUGGACGCCACGCUGCCCGACACUGAGGUACCCGCCUCCGUCAACCUAUCCGACCAACUCACCAUGACCUCGUCCACCGCCUCGUCCAACGAUAGGUCAUUCUCCACCUUUGGCAAGGACGGCCAGAGGUCACAGUCACACCACAGCCUUCACCAUCACCUCCAUCAGCAACAACAGCAGUACAGCUCCAGCACGCUAGAGAGGAAAGAGUAUGAUAGGGGGACCCUACCAUACAAACCCACCUUUCUCUCCCGCAAAAGGAUUUGCUAGCUCAUUCCACGUGGACCUGUCGGAGACAGCAUGAAUUUCUGUUCUAGACCACCAACACUGAUGCUAGAGACAGCGAAAUAAAACUAAACAAAUGGCAACUUGGACAACAGCAACCUUGGUUAAACUUCAUUAUCUUGGGUGGCGAACUGUAACGAAGCCUUGGCAGUGGCUGCUAAGGGAGAAAAGAGGAAAUAAAUACUGAGUAGCUGUAAACCUCUAGAUAUCUAAGGAGCAAUCCAAGGCCUUAUUUCACUCAGCAGGACUGAGAUCAAGGCUGAAACUCUCGACCAUGCGAAGAUUACAAUGUCAUCAGUAGACAGAAGAAAGGAACUGAAGCAAGCAGAGGAAUACAAAGCGAGUGACACGAAGAGGGACCGAUUAACUCACAGAGGUGUUUCUUUUUUCCGUUUUUUUUCGUUUGUUUUAUUUCGACUGAGGAGUUAGCCUCUAGAAAUCUGUGUGUGCCUGUUUACAUAAAGAAAAAAACAAAAACUAAUGUUUCUGUACAAACUUCAACCAACGUCACACGGAACCCUUUAGCUAUUUCUAUGGUCACCACUAAGCCAGCUGUACAGAGACUGUGUGGGAGGGGAAAAAAGAAGACUGACAGUCAGAGUGAAAAUGAAAGACUGAGUGAAAGACAAUUAGACGAAGAGAGAGACAGAGCAGGUGUUGUACAGGUAUUAAAACAAAAAAUAACAAAAAAAAAUGAAGGAAAGAAGGACAAGCAGAGAUAAUGUGCAGUACUAUAAAUUCUGUAUCUCCGGUUUUUUGACUUGACUGUCUUUAUAUAACUUCUCUUUAUCGUUUCAGUUGUUCUUUCUGUGUGGUUAAAGUGUGCAGACUCUCAAGUAUUCCAACUUACUGUUACAGGCAGGAACAUGUGGUCCAGAGCCGGGUUCAGUCAUCUUUCCUGUUUAGCCACUUCAGGAAGGAGAUUUGGGACAAAUGCACUGCAGAGAGAGAGGAAAAAAAAGAAGCUCAUGAGCCUCAUGUUCAGUUUUACCAAUAAAGUACCACAAAAUGAAUGUUCUCAUUUCUAAAGUAGUGACUAACAGUUCUGAAGUUCCUUCCUGAGCUGACUGUAGAGAAAGUGAAAUGACCCCUUUACAUGGAUGUGGUUCCCUUGAUGCCAUUGGCCUAUACAUAAACAAUCAGACACAUUCAGUGGUUUUUAUCAUGUGUGCAAAGUGUUUACCGUGCUAUUUUAAAAGCUUAUAAAUGAAUAUAAAUCUAUAUAUAUAACUAUAUAUAUAUAUAAAUAUAUAUAUACAAUAUACUUUUUUUCAGAAAACUGUGUAACCAUUGGUUAGUUUCUACACCUCAUAUUAUCAUUCAGUCGAAUAAUACCAAGUGCUACAAAAUCAAGACUUGUAUCGAUCGAGGAGGAUUGCUUCAGCCUAAAAAAAGCAAGCCACUUCGCACCAACCAAGGAUUAAGUUGAUGUUUUUAUUUGAUUGUUCCUUUUCACUGUUUACAGAAGCUGGGCCUUGUUGUGUGUAGCAAAGACACCAGUUGAGUUGUUUUGGCCUGUUGUGUAUUUUUGCUAGCAGAAUAUUUGAACAUGUACAGGAAGGGGGGUUAUCACAAUCCAGCAAAAUAUCCAAGGUUUUACAGUCAUACCAGAGAGGCACACACAGAUACUUAACAGACAUAAAGUGGCAAUACGUGGUGAGGAGCAAGGUAUUACACACACUGAUUAACACACUUAUGCACCAACUCACACAGGUUAAGUGGUGGUAAAUAAACAGUGUCAUUGAAGUUC